GAUUCAAACCCGACAAACCAUAGACGAUUAAUCUUGCCAACCCGGUUCGGAGUCUAGUUUCUCACCGCCGUCCUCCAUCAACCUUUUCACUCCGCUCUGCAAAACCAAUCACAUGGGUCUUUCCAAGGAACAGCUUCUUGCUCGCUUAAAGGAGCUUGAGAUUGAUUUUUCCCAGUAUGAUCAUCCUGUUGUUUUGACAGUUGAGGCUCAGGCAAAAUAUGUUGGACAUCUGGGAGGUGGACUCAGUAAGAAUUUAUUCUUGAAGGAUAAGAAGAGUAGGUUCUAUAUUGUUUCCGCUUUGGCAGAUACUAAAGUAGAUCUGAAAGUUCUAUCUGUGAGGCUUGGUUUGGGAAAAGGUGGUUUGAGAAUGGCUCCUGAAGAAGCACUGGGAGAGAUACUUCAGGUCCCACCGGGUUCUGUUACUCCUUUAUCACUGGUGAACGAAUCUGCGCGCAAUGUCUCUCUGCUGUUGGAUCAUAGAUUUAAAAGUCAGAAGUUUUGCUUCUUCCACCCGUUAUCGAAUGACAUGUCAAUCUCAUUAACUACCAAUGGUCUUGACAAGUUUCUCAAGUCAAUUGAGAGAGACCCUUCAUAUGUUGACUUGGAGGCUAACCCAUCAGUUGGGAAGGACCAACCUCCUGAUCUUGCAUCUCUGGUGCCAUCGAGUUCUGUAGUAUUGCCAGAUCCCCCAGAGACAGCAGCUUCCUCAAAAGUUCCUACAGAAAACAAAGUUUCUGCGAGCAACAAGUCGACAAAAAGUGCAGCAAGCACUUCUAAGCCAUCCGUCAGUGCUACAAAAUCCCAGGAUAAACCAGCCAACAUAACAGAUGUUGGGAAACUAGUUGAUGAUUUACUUGAGUCAACAUCUUCUCUAUUGCUGAAAGAGAUUACGGAGAAGAACUUUAAGGAACAUGGAGAAGGACUUGGAGAAGAGUUAUCGAAGAAAAUUAAAAGUCAACUAGCUGCAGAAUUGCACAACACAGUUAUGAUAUUCAAAAAUACUGCAUACACGGAAGGAUUCCAUGCUGGGAUGCACUGUCGUCCAAAGCGUUCUUACUGAUUCCAUGCAGAAACAAUCUAUGUACCUCUUGAUUGCCAAUCUAUUUGAAAGCUAUAUGCUAACUCAAAGGUUUUUUUUCUGACAUUCAAUAGAGUAGAUAUAAACUUCUUUGAUGCAUCCUUUAAGAAACCUGUCAGUACUUUUGUUCUUUAUGAUGGAUUAACUGUUCUGUAUGUAUACCUAUGCCUAUGUACAUCUGAUCAUGUUCGUAAUCAAGCCAAUCACAAUAUUAGAAUGUUAAUUACAC
This is a messenger RNA of Fragaria vesca subsp. vesca, 1307 nucleotides long. Its product is annotated as prolyl-tRNA synthetase associated domain-containing protein 1-like. NCBI's taxonomy places the organism in Eukaryota, Viridiplantae, Streptophyta, Magnoliopsida, Rosales, Rosaceae. The coding region runs from base 113 to 1060 and encodes 315 amino acids. The transcript has 12 exons. The record is from RefSeq and is a predicted model, not a curated record. Gene Ontology annotation, molecular function: aminoacyl-tRNA deacylase activity.